Molecule: messenger RNA, 3000 nt
Organism: Symsagittifera roscoffensis
Lineage: Eukaryota; Metazoa; Xenacoelomorpha; Acoela; Convolutidae
Product: transportin-3-like
Exons: 12
Coding region: 31-2922 (963 amino acids)
Biological process (GO): protein import into nucleus
Cellular component (GO): cytoplasm
Source: RefSeq, a predicted model, not a curated record
GUUGUGAUAAACUUAUUAAAUAGACUCUGAAUGUCCGCAGCUGAAGUGAUAAAACUCGUUGAUCAGUUGUAUGGUCAGUCCGGCGAUAAAUCCUCAAAAUCAGUUGCUGAUAAGAAGUUACAGUCUUUUCAAUCUACAUCUUCGGCCUGGCCUGUUUCACUAGAGCUUUUGACAAAGGCUAACCCUCCUGAAGUGUAUUAUUUUGCAGCAAAUACGCUGAGAACAAAAAUACAAGACAGUUUUGCUGAAAUCGGUAAUGGCUGGCAGGAAAUACGUGACUCGAUUUUGGGAAUACUUCUUGGGUCUACUGUUUUCUCGAAGUCAACCAAUAGCCAGCUUUCAGUAGCUGUAGCACACUUGGCUUUACAAUGCGAAGAAUGGAACCAUUGCUUAUUACAUUUGAAAAGUUUUGUGAACCCUUCGUCUUCUGCCAGGACAGCUUUGGUGGUUAUGCAGAUUUUGCAGUACAUCCCAGAAGACAUCGAUAGCAAAAGACUGGAGUUGGGAGAAAACAGACGAAAUAAACUUAAACUCGAAUUCAGCCAAGAUGCUCCACAAUGUAUCGACUUAUUCGCUUCACUACUCAAAAUACAGUGUACAGAAAGAGAAGAAGUGUUACUCCGAAUAUUCAAAUGUCUCACAAGUUGGCUCAGAGCAGAUUUGAUCCAUACUAGUGCGAUAAACAGUGGAUCUUUUUGUGAUUUGUCUUUUCACCUUCUCAAGGAAAAUUCGACAACCUCUCAAUCACAUGAAGUUUUGACGGAUUUUGUCUGUGCCGUUGUGCAAGCGUGUUUUAAACAAGCGACGUCGGAUGAGUUUUUGGCCAAAGUGUACGACGGAGUUGUGCAGUUGAGGGAGCCAUACAUUAUGUCGGUUGCACAUGAAGAUGCCGAGAAAUCUAUGAACUUUGUCACUAUUUUCGCAUCCACUGCCGAAGUUUUUCUAGAUUCGAUUCAAUCGCUUUCAAACAAUGGAAUCGGCAGCAAAGUCAUCCUUGACAUGCUGCUGGACUGUUGCGGACACUAUGAUUUCGAAAUAGCUCUGCACACUUUCAACUUCUGGUUCGCUUUUGCCGAGUCAAUCUCAAGACAGAGCAACAGCGAAGAAUUUAUCUCUCAGUUUGCGCCCUAUUAUGAACGUCUUAUUGUGUCCCUGUUCAGAUUGUGUCAGUUGGAACCAGAUAGAAGUGAUUUGUUGAGUAUGAAAGAUGACUUUUACGAGUUCAGAAAUCUAGCCAGGGAUCUCAUCAUGGAGUCCGUACAGAUUGUGCAUCCUAUGAAGAUUGUAGUCAUGGCCAAAAGUGUGAUCGAAACACAGAACGCCUGGGAGAGCAUAGAAGCUGCAAUCUUCGUUCUGAACGCAGUGGCCAAGUUCAUCCAUAGAGAGGAAAAUGAAGUCACCCCACCCCUAUUCGAGAAAGUCCUGGCUAUUGGACAUCAUCAGACGCAUGUAUGUGUGGGCUUUGCGGUGCUGCAGUUCCUAGGAGAACUGGGCACGUGGGUGAGCAACCACCCGAACUUCCUCGAAGGAAUCAUUCAGUUCCUGGCCACAAGACUGAGCUGCAAGGAGUUGAAUGACUGUGCCUCGUCUGCACUUCUCAACAUCUGCUGUUCCAACGCAGAACAGCUGGCACCACAUUUCGACUCCCUCUGCGAACUUCUGAAGUACUUUGACCUCCAGAAACAGAAGUCAUCCGAGGACCUCAUACAGGGGCUAGUAUGCAUCCUGAACCACAAGCCGAACCCAGAAUUGAAAGUGGGCUUCGAAAAACUUGUCAAGUUCUGCAUCGAAAGCGCUGCCAACUCCGCCGACCAACAUGCAGAACAGAAAUCAGAACAAUACUUGUCACCGGAAAGCGAAAAAGCAGCAGGAGACGCUUCUGGAAACGACAGUCCUCUCAGACCCUACAUCCCAGUUUUGGACAGGAUCUCAAUUUUACUCCAGUACGUCAGACCUAAAGAGGAAACCCCCCAUGAUUCGGGAGGAGACGCGACGAGUGAACAUCCUUGCAAACAAGUAAUUGGGCAGAUUUUGCCACUUGUGUUGGGUAUUUUGCACCAGUACAAAAUGUCGGAGAAGAUUUCGGAAAAGGGAUGCAGGACUCUGCGCUACUCGUUGAGGUGUCUUGGCCUGCAUUUUGAAGCCUACUUGGCAGACUUGGUGCAGAAUUUGGUGGAUUUGUACACGCAGAAUGGAUUCUCCUGCUAUUUGUAUCUCGGAGGUAUAGUGGUGGAUGAGUUUGGCGCCUGUGGCCAGUACAACCAGGGACUGUCCGCCCUAUUCGACCACUUCUCAGCCAGGGCUCUGAAUGAGUUUACGGAAGAGGACGGGUUCAGAAACCACCCAGACACAGUGGACGACUUCUACAGACUGAGUAUCCGAAUCACCCAGAAGUGUCCCGAAGUGCUGAUUGGGUCGGAUAAGUUCGCACCUGUGUUCGACGCUGCCAUCUGUGCGUUGCACCUGGACCACAAGGAAGCUCUGAUCUCAGUGGUGGAGUUUAUAGACACUCUCUUCUCAACAGCAUCUGCGAAAAACAAUGCAAACAACAACAUCAGCAUCACUAAUAGUAACAGUACUAACUCAGACAACACGUCACAGCUGAGAAGCAAGAUGAGCGAAAUGUUAUCCACGCACGGGCAUAAACUCCUCACUCAGGCCAUUGCAGCUGCAGUUUUCAGUCUGCCCAGAUACUUGCUGCCAGACAUCAGUCUGGUGUUCCAAACUGUCUCCCAGUUCGACCGAGACUCCUUCUGCAUCCUCCUCGCCCAGGCAUUUGAAGCCCUCUCCCAGAGAAACGAAACAGCCGCCAAAAAUGUAUCCCCUCAACAACUCAGAAGCAUCUACGACGCAAUUGUUCACGACUCGAACUACAGGCCGGUUGGAAGAACUCUGAAAAAUCUAGUCAAGUUUUACAGAUGAACUACUUGGCUAUUGAGUGAAUAUUUGAUCGUUAUUGUAGAUUUAUGUUGAUUUAAAAAUGAGAGUUUUCAAGUCUCA